AUGAGCGCUCAAGCCCUUUCACUUGCAGAACUUUUACGUCUUAGAUCUCUCUCAUCUAGUGGAACGAGUCUGGGUUCAACGUGUCCGGGUGCCUCGGCUUGGAGCAAGCGACGCCGCGAAAAGCUCUUUCUUUUGCGAGCUCGCGCUGGUGAGGUCCAGCAAACCUUGUCCCAUUCUGGUUCUCUUUUGGAGGAAGCACACUGUUCAUUCUGCAGCAUUGUGGAUACUUCUAUAGCUGAAACGGAUGGAAAUGGGGUUACAGGCUCGGAUGAGUCUCAAAAGCAGCGCCUUCGUGCAGCGAUCGGAGCAACGAGUCGAAGGACGAGAGGGCGAGCUCCUCGUCGUCUUUCAACAGAAAUCCACGGAUUGGAGGACGUUGCGCAAUUCUGGGCACUAUAUAAAGCUCUAAGUACGUCGAAAGUGGACAAUAAAGUUGGUGUAGAUCAUGUAAAAAUAGACGACAUGGAGACAAGAGAGGUGAGCACGUUGCACAAUCGGUACUCACCACUGAGCGAAAGCGUUUUGCAUACGCCUGAUAGAAAUUUGGUCUCCGUAGCUCAGCGCCUGAACUUUGACCCGACAGACGAUCGCGGUGCGAGUUCCUACACACCAAUACAUAGUAGCGUCGGCCCAGCUGAGCAUCAUCAGAGCUCUGAUUUCCAUUUCGUGAGAGGCCGCAAGCGCAGCAGAAUUCAAAGCUCCGAGAGCGAAGGAAGCGCUCGAAAUGCUCUCGAAGGGCAUUCAACAUUGGAUUCUCCACAGACAAAGCACCACGAAUCCGUUCAAGUGCAACGCCUUGAAAUUUGCACGCCAGAAAAAUACCGAGCGAGCCAACUGGAACAUGGAUUCGAUCUGAGUUUUGGGGAUGAUGCUCCACAGUGCGAUCAGGGCCCAGUAUUCGAAUACACUCCGGAGAAUCAAAAAGAGCUUUCGCAUGAUGAGAGCGCAAAUCCUGAGGUAAGAAUAGUGCAGCUGCCUGCUGAGCCAUCGUCAACGGUUACCAAAGCGAUCCAAACAGAGAAUGAAACCACUUUUGAAGUGGUGAACAGACCCCGGCGUGUGAUGUGCGCUGGCGACUUCCUCAGUCAAACUGAAAGAGAGAAGUACAUGUCGCAUCGGCAGAAAAUUAAGUUUACCGCGUCGGAUACAUUUCGAAACGGGCGCCGCUCGCGCAUGCGCGUUCUGAGAUUUUGGCGGGGAGAAACUUUGGAGUAUGCGUUCAAUGAAAGAUUCCGAUUCCCGACGAUUGACUCGGUAAUCACCGCUCCGGCGUCGCCACGUGAUAUGCUGCCAGCCGAUCGUCGUCGAUAUUGCAAAGCAACCCCCAAAAGUGGUUUCCGCACAUUUUGCAGAAGCCGCAUUGUGACUCCAGAAAGGGCGGCUUUCUAUGCGGACGUUCGACCAAAUAUGCUUUGGGCUAGAUCCUAG
This is a messenger RNA of Cyanidioschyzon merolae strain 10D, 1428 nucleotides long. RefSeq lists its product as hypothetical. The record is from RefSeq and is a predicted model, not a curated record. Lineage: Eukaryota; Rhodophyta; Bangiophyceae; Cyanidiales; Cyanidiaceae. The coding region runs from base 1 to 1428 and encodes 475 amino acids. The transcript has a single exon.